Harpia harpyja (harpy eagle) is the source of this 1010-nucleotide messenger RNA. It is a transcript of the gene PRL, whose product is annotated as prolactin. The transcript is spliced from 5 exons. Gene Ontology annotation, molecular function: hormone activity. Gene Ontology annotation, cellular component: extracellular region. Gene Ontology annotation, biological process: response to nutrient levels; positive regulation of receptor signaling pathway via JAK-STAT; positive regulation of cell population proliferation. Bases 47 to 745 code for a protein of 232 amino acids. The record is from RefSeq and is a predicted model, not a curated record. Lineage: Eukaryota; Metazoa; Chordata; Aves; Accipitriformes; Accipitridae.
AGCAAGUAUUCAGACUUCUUUCUGGUAGGGCAAGUCAUCAUACAGGAUGCCUACCAUGAGCAAGAAGGGGGCUUCACUGAAAGGUUUGUUGCUGGUGGUCCUUCUGGUGUCCAACAUGCUCCUGACAAAGGAAGGAGUGACCUCCUUGCCAAUCUGCCCCAAUGGAUCUGUCAAUUGCCAAGUUUCCCUUGGGGAACUUUUUGACCGAGCAGUUAAACUUUCACACUACAUCCACUUCCUCUCUUCAGAAAUAUUCAAUGAAUUUGAUGAACGCUAUGCUCAGGGCCGGGGUUUUAUUCCAAAAGCUGUUAAUGGCUGCCACACUUCCUCCUUAACCACUCCUGAAGAUAAGGAGCAAGCUCAGCAGAUUCAUCAUGAAGACCUACUGAAUUUAAUACUGGGAGUGCUGCGCUCCUGGAAUGAUCCCCUCAUCCAUCUGGCCUCUGAAGUACAAAGAAUCAAAGAAGCUCCAGACACCAUCCUCUGGAAGGCUGUAGAGAUUGAAGAACAAAACAAGCGGCUUCUAGAAGGAAUGGAGAAAAUAGUUGGGCGGGUUCAUUCUGGUGAGAUCGGAAAUGAAGUUUACUCUCAGUGGGAAGGCCUUCCAUCCCUGCGACUCGCUGAUGAGGACUCCAGACUCUUUGCCUUUUACAACCUGCUGCAUUGCCUCCGCCGAGAUUCCCACAAAAUUGACAACUAUCUCAAGCUUCUGAAAUGCCGCCUAAUCCAUGAUAGCAAUUGUUAAGUACUCGUGGGCCUAAUCAGUUACUGAAAUCAUUCAUCAUGGUGUUCUUGUUGCUUUGCCACUUCUCAUUGAAAGCAUUAUGAAAAGUCACACUGUACAGUAUCAGGAUCAUCGGUAACUUUCAGGCAUGUUUGUGUGAAUUCUGGCUGCAACUAUUAGCACCAUUUAUCUUGGUGUUUUAAAAUGUUAUAAAUUACUUGUAUGACAAUAAUACACUUUUCUGUCUAAUCUCCUCAUCUAGUAGCAUUUCAGUGAUAACCAGAUC